Messenger RNA from Anolis carolinensis (green anole), 3422 nucleotides. RefSeq names its product ubiquitin specific peptidase 12 (gene usp12). Gene Ontology annotation, molecular function: cysteine-type deubiquitinase activity. Gene Ontology annotation, biological process: protein deubiquitination. Gene Ontology annotation, cellular component: nucleus; cytosol. Bases 1 to 1506 code for a protein of 501 amino acids. The transcript is spliced from 10 exons. The record is from RefSeq and is a predicted model, not a curated record. NCBI's taxonomy places the organism in Eukaryota, Metazoa, Chordata, Lepidosauria, Squamata, Anolidae.
AUGGCGUCCGCGGGCCAAAAGAAAGAGGGAGGGGCUUCGCAAGUGUUCCACUCCUUCCGGCCACGGCGGGUCUUUAGCAAGUUUAUCGUCGUCUACAAAAGGAGGGGGAGGUUGGGCUUAGUGCGCGUGUGCGGAGGCUCGCGAGCACUGAGAAGACUACGGGAGCCGGAAAGAGGAGGAUGGCUGUGGAGUGAGCGGAGGUGGCGCGCACUUUGGUCGGUUGGAGGGAGGGAGGGCGGAGUCCUACGUCGGCCUCUCUCUCUCUUUCAGUCCCCAGCUGCUGGGAGGAGGCGGAGGCGGCGCCGCCUUCUUCCUCGCCUUCUUCCUCCGGCGGGACUCUGCCCCUCCGGCUCCCCUCGACGUUGUGAUUGGGUAGAAGAUGGCGCCGCGCGGAUGGAAAUCCUAAUGACAGUCUCCAAAAUCGCCUCCAUCUGUACCAUGGGCGCUAAUGCCUCGGCCUUAGAGAAAGAAAUUGGUCCAGAACAGUUUCCAGACAAUGAACACUAUUUUGGUUUAGUAAAUUUUGGAAAUACAUGCUACUGCAAUUCAGUUCUUCAGGCACUUUAUUUUUGUCGUCCAUUUCGAGAGAAAGUCUUGGCAUACAAAAGUCAACCUAGAAAAAAAGAGAGCCUUCUCACCUGCUUAGCUGAUCUCUUUCACAGCAUAGCCACUCAGAAGAAGAAGGUUGGAGUGAUACCUCCUAAAAAGUUCAUAACAAGACUACGAAAAGAGAACGAGCUCUUUGACAACUAUAUGCAGCAAGAUGCACAUGAGUUUUUAAACUAUCUAUUGAAUACGGUAGCAGACAUUUUACAAGAAGAGAGAAAGCAGGAAAAGCAAAAUGGUCGUCUGCCAAAUGGCUGUAUUGACAGUGAAAACAAUAACAGUCUGCCAGACCCAACAUGGGUUCAUGAAAUCUUUCAGGGAACAUUAACAAAUGAAACAAGAUGUCUCACUUGUGAAACAAUAAGCAGCAAAGAUGAAGACUUCUUAGAUCUUUCUGUUGAUGUGGAGCAAAAUACUUCAAUUACACACUGUUUAAGGGGUUUCAGCAAUACAGAAACUCUGUGCAGUGAAUAUAAAUAUUACUGUGAAGAGUGUCGCAGUAAACAGGAAGCACACAAAAGAAUGAAAGUGAAAAAACUGCCCAUGAUUCUGGCUCUCCAUCUGAAGAGAUUUAAAUAUAUGGAUCAGCUACAUCGAUAUACAAAACUUUCUUACAGGGUAGUAUUUCCCUUAGAACUUCGUCUGUUUAAUACAUCAGGAGAUGCCACGAAUCCUGACAGAAUGUAUGAUCUUGUGGCUGUGGUAGUUCACUGUGGAAGUGGACCUAACAGAGGACACUAUAUUGCAAUUGUGAAGAGUCAUGAUUUUUGGUUGCUUUUUGAUGAUGACAUUGUAGAGAAAAUAGAUGCACAAGCUAUUGAAGAAUUCUACGGGUUGACAUCAGACAUCUCAAAGAAUUCAGAGUCUGGUUAUAUCCUUUUCUAUCAGUCUCGGGAUUGACUGGGUCUCCAGUGAAAAGUGACUUCCUGCCUCUCCUCUUUUCUGGAGGAAAGAAGAAAAUACUAACCUGUCUUUUUUAAAAAGAGGAAUGGAGAGACUCAGGAGUGGUAGCAUAGUUUGCACAGAACAAAGCCAUGGUUUCAGAGAGGCGUUCUUCAACAAUUCAUAUCAUGUCCGUUUAAUUUCUCAGGUGUCUUGCUGAGAAGGCUGAUCCACCAGAAAUGGCCAGUGGGAACAGAGAGGCCAGGCAUUCUUAUAAGAGGUUGCUGUCCAGCAGCUGAAACUAUAUAUAGAAAAUGUGAUUAAAAGUCCAUUUGAGCUAAUGGGCAUAUUUUUAUGUCCACAGCGUGCUUUGGAAUUUUGCUUGUACUUGAAGAAAGUGCCACAAAAGCAAAAUCAUGUUUCACAUGCUAAUUGUUUUGUUCCUUCUGUUUAUUAAAAGUGCAGGUGAUUUUUUUGCACUUAUUUUAUCUAUGUUCAGUUUCUGAGUGUUUUGCACACCGAAUUAAAAGAAAGUCAUCGUACCAGAAUAAAUCAAUAGAAUUUGGUGUUGGUACAAGAAUCAAGAAGGCAAAAAUGCUUUGCUUCUGAUGAGAAGCUUUCAAUAUAGUGAUAUGUAUCUCUGUGGAAAUAAUUUGGGGUUUUAAACUUCCUAUUGGGAAGAAUUUGGUUUAUAACUAUGAUUUUAUUUUUAUUUAAGCAUUAUUGCAAUUUAUAAAGGUUCUGUAUUUUGUAUUCUUCUCAAAUCCAACUGUUUUUGGAUUCCAGAUUUGUCUAUUAGCUGAUCAGACUAAGAAUAUUCUAGUUCAUUAGUCAUUUAAGAGAUUUAUCUCAUUUCUCAAUGACACUUUUAAUACCCAAAGUAACAGGAGAUGAACUGAGAUUUUGCUUUUUCCACGAGGAGUAUCUCUUGCUAUAUAUUUGACAUGGUUUAUUUAAGAAGUUUGAAAUUAAACUUUCUUCUGGCAUUUUAAAACAGACAACUUGUUUUAUUAAUGUAAAAUGCUAGAAUAUUGGUAAUGUGCCAGGGUUUUUGUUCUGUUCUGUUUUUUCCUUUCUCUUCUAAAUCUGUCAAAACAAUUUACUGCAAUGUAGUAAAGUGAUACAUGUGUAUCAUCCAGGAAGACCAGAGAGGCUAGUAUAUGUGUAAUACUGGACUUAAUUGUGGCAUUAACUGAAAAUAGCUUAUUGAGUUUUUGGUUUGUGGUUACAGUGGAUGUAUACAUCCUAGAUGAAUAUCGGAUUAAAUAUUCUGUAAAAUGUGACUAAAGACCUCUUACAGUCCUAUAAUGGCUCUAUCUAAGUAAUAAAAAAUGUCUGUAAGAUUUGAUUGGAGCCUUACAACAAUAUAGAACUAUGGACUUCUAAUUGAUGCUUUGUACAUUAUCAUUAUGUUGUCUGACAGUCACUGAAUGUAACUUCUUUCAAAAACAGAUUGAAUGCACAUUCCCAAUAAGAGCAAUUAUGCCUUGUUAUUUCUGUGGAUUUUUUAUUGCCAUUUUGUUUUGUUGACCAUGUUAAAAUAUACAUUUAUUUUCUGUCUGCUGCUAUAAUUAAUGCAUUUACUUUACCUGUUUUAUUUAGCUCAGGAAAAUGACUUCUUGUACCCAGACCGAUUUUCAACAAGGUUCCCAAGUUAACUAUUUUUUUUUCAGCAAACAUAAAAGGGGUCAUGUCAAAAAUUUUAAAUCAUUUUUAUAAAAACAAAGUUUUUGAAGCCUCGUUUUGGCCUUUUUUCCUUAUUAUUUGUAAUAUACUUGCUUGACUGAAAUACCAGCAUUGCAAAAUGACCAUUACAAGCCUUUCAGGAAAGAAAAUGGUGAGGUGUUCUAAAUGUGCAAAUUAUAUGGCCAUGGAGGGUGAGAUUCUGUACAUGCAUCCCUAAUAUCAAGCCUAAUUAAACUCCAUGAAACUUA